GGUGAACAAAUCAAAAGUACAGUUACUUGAGCGCAAUGAAGAGCAGAUGACACUAUGCUUGCGACUGCAUUUUUGGUAACGUGCUGUGCUGCGUUUGUAAGUUCCACGCAGCACGCUCUGGCGAAGAGGGCACUGUUGUUUCAGCCGUUCACGAUCCUGCAGUUCACCUACGGAGUAUCAGCGCCGGCCCUCUUACCGAAACGCUCAAUUAACCUCAGCCUGUGCCUGCAAACUAACUUCGAGCUGCCGAACAACAUCUCCAACUUUUACCCGACGGUCUUCACCGCGCGAGAAAAUGACGACUACGAUCUGGACCGCCACACAUUCUACGAGUACGUCACGGAGAUCUUAAACGGGUUGGGCCUGAACGGAACCGACUGCCUCCUCCGUUCCAUAUGCGAAAUCGGGGAGGUUCCGAUGCACGUCGAUCCCGACAACAGUUCCGUUCUCGAGGAGAUCGUCCAUUAUCUCUUCAGUCCGUCGGAGGAUUUCGUCCGGAUAGACAACGGCACGUUGGGGGCGUACCUGGACGCCGAAAUGUGGGGCAAAACGUUCGGGAAGUGUAAUCGGAGGUACGACGGGUGUCCGCUGUCGGUUGUUAGUCUGUUUACAAAACUGUUUUAUGUAUAAGAGAAUUAAAUAGAAUUUU
Photinus pyralis (common eastern firefly) is the source of this 649-nucleotide messenger RNA. RefSeq lists its product as uncharacterized. NCBI's taxonomy places the organism in Eukaryota, Metazoa, Arthropoda, Insecta, Coleoptera, Lampyridae. The coding region runs from base 55 to 630 and encodes 191 amino acids. The record is from RefSeq and is a predicted model, not a curated record. The transcript is spliced from 4 exons.